Fusarium tjaetaba is the source of this 1917-nucleotide messenger RNA. RefSeq lists its product as uncharacterized. The coding region runs from base 1 to 1917 and encodes 638 amino acids. The record is from RefSeq and is a predicted model, not a curated record. Gene Ontology annotation, molecular function: zinc ion binding; DNA-binding transcription factor activity, RNA polymerase II-specific; DNA binding. The transcript has 4 exons. Gene Ontology annotation, biological process: DNA-templated transcription; regulation of DNA-templated transcription. NCBI's taxonomy places the organism in Eukaryota, Fungi, Ascomycota, Sordariomycetes, Hypocreales, Nectriaceae.
AUGAGAAGUCAAGCCUGUGAACCAUGUGCAAAGCGCAAAGUCAAAUGCGACAGGGCAGAACCGCCGUGUUCUAAUUGCAAGCGUCGCAAGGGUGAUGUUUGCACUUACCCUGAAGUCUCACCUUUUGAGAGGAUAAGAAAAUUGGAGGAAGCGGUGAGAGCGCUGGGUGGUGAUCCGUUAUCUGAUGCGCCUGGGAAGUUUAGGGGACAAAGUGUGAAGAAUAGUCCGAGGGAGGGAAGUAAUGCUGAGACACCGAUUAUUGUGCAGGAGGAGGGGAAAUCUGUAUAUCAUGAGUCAGAGGGAUGGCAUACCUGGAUCGAUGUUUCGCGUCUCUACAAAGGCUCCAAGCCAAAGUUCAACGCCUCUGACCCUCGAGGUUCAGCCUUAUCACCCGGCAAACAUCUCCCCCACGCGUUCCACGGCUCGCCAUGGCGAGACAACACUAUCCUGUCAGAAAAACUCGACUUUUGUCCGAUAGCCCAAGAAGAAGCUCUCAAGCUCUGGGACUUCUUCAUGGAGCGAGUCGAACCUAUUGUCAAGAUCAGUUUCAGCUGGACGCUUGCCCAUCUCAGAGCCGCUCUAUCGGAUGCCGAGAAGUGGAGGAGGCUUGAUAAUGGUGACCAUGUGCUGAUAUUGUCAACUUGUUUGUUCGGCGCUACGAGUUUGACAAACCAAGAGUGUUUAGAUCUGUUCGGUCGCACAAAAGCGUCUUUGACGAAUGAAUGUCGCGUUCAAUGUGACAUGGCGUUCUCAAGGAUAAGUCUGCUUGCUAUUGAUAGCAUCUCAACCUUGAAAGCCAUGUGCCUGUAUAUCAAAGCGAACGUGGACGCUUUGACAUCGCGCAGCAUGUGGACUUUAAUGGGUCUCAUCUCCCGAAGCGCAGAGCAACUCGGCAUGCACCGCGACGGCACAGUACUAGGCCUCUCGCCCAUCGAAACAGAAGAGCGCCGUCGACUCUGGUGGCAGCUGCAACACCUCGAUCUCAUUCUGUCGCUAAAAAAUAACGUUACUCCCUUGUCUUUUGGAGCAGGCUGGGAUGUAAGUCUUCCUCUCAAUAUUGAAGACGACGAUCUCAACCCAAAUUCCACAACACCACCAAAAGACCGUAUUGGUCUGACGAGUUUCUCGUAUACACUCUUUACAUAUUGGAUCCUAGAGAGACAACGCGGCUUCCGAUUGAAACAAGCGAGCCAGGCAACGGCGGGUGAUAAAUCGCUUCUUGGCUGUUUAGCAGAUUCUAUGAUUGAUGACCUCGAGGCGGGGCUCAACGAAAACUUUCUGCAGUACUGUGAUCCUAUCAACCCGUUGCAUACUAUCUUGCAGAUCACCGCGCGUGCUGUUGUCAACGUCUUACGGUUGAGAAAGCUUCAUGAAGCUCGUAUGCGAUCGCAGAACAGUGAUGAUCGAUGCCAUAUGGAGCACUUCAAUGCUUGUAUGCAAGGGAUGCGGUAUAUCGUCGUGUCUCACUCGAACAUUCAGUUGAAGGCGUUUAUCUGGCUUGUGGAGAGUUCAUUUCUCUGGUACGCGUUCGUUGGAAUAUUGGUCGACAUGUCAAACUUGAAAGACGUCACCCUUAUAAAAUCAGCCUGGACGCUACUCUCUCAGCUCUACGCUGUGGCAGACCAUAUAUCUGACCUUGAAGACGACAGGAGAAAGUCUCAUGCUGCAAGAUCAGUAGUUGCAACGUGGUACGAGUGCAGCCAGAAACCAGGUCUGGCUGGUAUGCAGAAGCCAGGGUUUGUAUCGAAGCUUGAGAAGGACUUGGCAGACUUGGAAAGCAAGAUAAAUGAAGACAAUGGAGGCCAAGUCAGUGUCGUACAGGAGGUCCGGCAAACCCAACCGGUAGAGACCGAACUACAGCCGUUUGGGUUCGAGUUUGCGGAUAUUGACUGGGCGUUUUGGGAUAGUAUUAACUGA